CGCCCUUGUCCUGGAACGAGCCCGUGUUCAUUCAAUUGCAUCUCUUGUCCUCGGUCAUUGUUCUUUCUUCCAUCCGCCUCCCCUCCCCUCUGACUUCUCUCUCUCUCUCUCUCUCUCUUUCUCUCUCACACACGAUAUAUCCACAGUAUGGGCAAAUUCCAGCGGUCAAAGGUCACAACACGGUCCGGUGGCUCUGGAGCACUAACCUACACUGUCAGCGACCUCCUCACCCAAGCCAACCAGGCCGUCGACCGUUUCGAGUUCGAACUCGCUCACCAGUUUGUCAUGCGUGCACUUCAAAUGGAGCCCCAGAAUCUGAAUGCACUCGAAGCCGCGGGGUCGAUUGAGGUUGAGUUGGAACUCUUCAGCGAGGCCAAGCAGCACUUCCUGGAAUGCGUGAAGCUUCAGCCAAACACAGGAUACACCAAAUUCAUGUACCUGGGUCAAAUGUCCGAGCAACUGGAGGCGAUCUCGUACUUUCAACAGGGCGUCAAACUCAUGAUGGAAGAGCGUUCCAAAAUGCCAAUUGAUUUGACCAAAGGAAGCGAUUAUCUGGUACUUUCGAGCAAAAUCUCGUCCGCACUUUGCUCCAUGACCGAUAUCUACCUCACUGAUUGCUGCUUCGAGCCAGACGCAGAGUCCCAAUGCGAAUCCUACCUCGCACAAGCCAUGCAAAUCGAGCCCAUUACUCCAGAGACCUAUCAGACCCUGGCCUCCGUCCGUCUCAGUCAACAGCGUAUGGACGAGGCCAAGGCUGCACUCGCACAGGGACUCGCUCUUUGGUUGGGAUCGGAUCCGACAGAGGAUGAUGGUCUCACACCAGACUACGAGACUCGUCUAGCGCUAGUCAAAUUGUUGUUGGAGACGGCCAUGUACGACGAGGCAUUCACGGUCCUGAACGGAUUGAUCGAGGAGAACGAUCAGGUCCCGGAUACAUUAUAUUUGUUUGGAUGGGCGAAUUAUAUUGCGGCCGAGGAGAUUGAUGAGUCUGUACAGAACGCGGAGGAGGAGAGGAGGGAACAGUUGGAGAAUGCUCGUGAGGCAUUAAACGCAUGCGUAAAGUUGUGGCAUGCAACAGAGUCAACAGACGAGCCGUUACUGCAACAUACCCAGGAACUGUUGGAAACCAUCGUUCAGGUUAUUGGACCAGAAGUAGAGCUAGAAGAGCCUGAAGGCGGCAAAAUUGAAUACGAAGAUGACGAAGACGAGGAAAUGAGCUAGAGAAUACAUGCGCACAUAUGCGCACUCACCAUCAAUCAUUCAUCGACGUCUAUUUCACAAUCACAUCCACCUUCGCUACCAUCAUCUUCAAAUAUAUAUAUACAAAAGCGA
Molecule: messenger RNA, 1332 nt
Organism: Gamsiella multidivaricata
Lineage: Eukaryota; Fungi; Mortierellomycota; Mortierellomycetes; Mortierellales; Mortierellaceae
Exons: 4
Coding region: 148-1221 (357 amino acids)
Molecular function (GO): protein binding
Source: RefSeq, a predicted model, not a curated record